AUGAAGGGUAUAUAUUUGCAGCUUCAUCGAGGGCUGAGCUAUCGAAAAAUAUGGCGUCAGGAUUACCGAGCGUUCAUCAGAGGAAGCUUGGACCAGCGCCGAUAGCAUCCUUCGAAGACCUGUCCGACGAGGUGGAAAACGGGGAACCGGCUGCGCGAAUGCCAGGCAUCGUCGAGGUCACCACGCCGGCAACGCCUGGUAGUUCGCUUAAGACACCCAGCACACCGAGAAUUGACAUCAGCAGGGCGAGCAGUUCCUCCCACCAUGAGGACAGUAACUCCAGGGACUCCACGCCCGAGAGGGAACUCCUCGCAGGCGGAGAACCUCCACCUGGAUGCAAGCUGACUCUGGGCUAUAAGGAGGACGCCCAAGAUCUAAGAUCGUCGACGGAGGAGCUCGACCUGCAAGAUCCCAUUCACGAGCAAGAUUUGAAAAGAGAGUCAAAGAAGUUGGCCAAGAGACGAAAGGAGGACGGCUCGUUGUCCGAUUAUAGCGGCAAACAAUUGGACAGAGAGAGAAAGGAUAGCAAUUGCUCGGAAAUCGUUCUGUUGAAUAUCAGUGGAAGAACGUCUAGACUCUCCUCUGUGGGUAGCCAAGGUUCCGGAGCCUCUGGCAAACUUUCCGUUGUCUCUGCCACGUCGUCCAGGUCGCCAAGUCCGCACAAAUGUCUACUGGAAACAUCGUUUUGCGGAAGCAAACCUACACUAGCAGACAACUUGAUAGAACCGUCGAAGCCGGAGACCGACGACCUGGAGAAGAUCCUGCUGAAACGGGAAGCGGACACGACAAAAGCACUGAUCCCAGAGAGUAUAAAAGUAUCGAUGGUAGAUGGGAACUUGAAGCCAGAUCCUCUGGACAAACCUAGAAGACGAGGGCGAGAAGAGAGGAAGGAGAUCUUCAAAAGGGAAGUGGAAAUCACGAAGAGAUUCCUCGAGAAGGUCAACAUACAGGUACCAGUGGUGAAGAAGAUAGCAGACCCACAAAGUACAACGACGCAGCAACAAUCCUCAAGAAGUCAAGCGCAGGACGUCCAGAAGCCAGUGACUUUGGACCUCAACGACAAGAGGAAAAAAGCGCAGAACUUCAAAGAGAUCGUGCAAACCACUCCGACAACGAGUAGCGUAACCGGUAGCCCGAAGCUACCAAGGCAUCAGAAAGUCCGUGACCUCGAAGGUUCUCGUACGCCCAGUCCCUCUUCCGUUUCUAGGAAGAGCAGUUUCGCCUCCCUGUUCAAGGCCCGUACAGACAGCAGUGUGUUGAGCCCAGAAUCCCCGUCGCCGAGCACGAAACCACGCCGUAGCCUCACCUCGAAGAUCAAGGAUACCACGGAGAGUCUGCGAAGCAGAUCGAAGUCACGCGAGCGUGUGGCCGCGGACCGAGCGGCGUCCGGCAGCUUGAAAAAGGACUCGAAGAACAAGGGUGUGUUCUCGUCGACGUUGAGCCUGUUUAAGAAACGCGAGAGGAAGAAGAGUUACGACGAGGCGAUAGCGGCCUCCUGUGGCACGGAGUUGGACGCGUCCGGCGACCACCCGUCGCUGGAGAGCAUCGGCCACGUGGAGUUUCGGUUCAACGCCGAGAAGGACAGCCGCAAGGACGACUCGAUCUUCAUAAGCCUGCACGCGGACGACAGGAACUACGAGGAGGCACUGCCGUCGGAGAGCGUGUCGAUACCCUUGGAAACGCCCACCAAGCUGCUGGAUGAGUACGAGUCGGAGCCACGUACCGGGAGCAUCGUGACCGAGGUGUCGAUCGAGCAUUAUCCACCGACGUCGAGGAUAAAGACAGAGGCUCUGAUAGAAACCACGUCGUCGUCGUCGAGGGUGUCGUACUCUCGGGACAGCCAGGUGAUACCGCAGAGCGCGUCGAGGGAUUCGGAGAUCUCGAAGAGCUCCUCGAGAGACUCGAAGCUUUCGAGCAGCCACGGGAGGACCAGCGAGAGCGUCGUGAGACCGUCGUCCUCCGUGGAGAGCAAGCCUCCCGUGGAGCAUCGAGUGUCCAGCAGUUCGUCGAAGGACUCGAUAGGGAAGAAGGAGGCUAUGAAACCGAAACGGAAGAGCAAAGAGCCUGUCGUGCAGCAACAGCCUGUUCACCAAUCUCCCGACAGAACGGAAGAUCUCGUUGUCUCGAAGCAGCAACAGAAACAGAAACAGGUCGAAGGAACGAGGGAACACGUAGCGCCGGUUAAAGCUGCGGAGAAGAGGCCGGAUCUGUUGGACGACGGGAUCAAGCCCGCGGACGGGCUGGUGAAGACACCGAGCGUCAUCUCCGAUCUUGAUCGCAACAGUUCAGAGUCGGAGAGGGACUCGGAGAUUGAGUUUGUGAGGAACAAGGUUGAGAAACUUGCCGAGGAAUUGCCCGACGAAAGGAAGGGGCUGUUUUACGAGGAGAGCUUCGAGGAGGAUCUCCCUUACGUGCCGACCACCCUCCCUCUGGAGAAGAGCGUGGCAAUGCCGAUCCUGCCCGUGAAACAACGACUUCAGGAAGUCAGAACGAUACCGAUCGAGAGGCCGCGUUCAACGACGCCGAUAAACCCGACGCUGCUCGACGAGUUUGUGAUGCAGACGUCCCUCGACGAGCGUCGUGUUGAGAAGAUGAAGAUAUCGUUGCCACGGGAAGACAGUUUCAAGCUGAAAAGUCCGCGGAAACACGCGGCGAACACGUUCAUGGAGUUCGCUGGCAAGGUGCCUGACGGGGGACGGAAGAGCGCUGGUAAAUCGCCGAGUCCUCCUCCACUGCCACCGAGGGCCACGGCUAGACCAAGCAACUGGAUCAACUUCGAGGAGAUACCGGAGAAGAGGAAAGCGCCGAAAAGGAUCCAGACGAUCCCUCGACCUGAGGACGAAGUGAAAUCAGGUGGAUACAACUACGUUCAACCGGAGGAAUGCAGGUGCGAGUGCCAUGAGGAAUCGCGGCGGGCGUCGAUGAAAGAAGCAGCCGCGACGAGGACCUCCUCUUCUUGCAGCAGCAACGGGGAGAGGCCUUGUAACGGCGACAACUGCACGGUACCAACGUCGACGUCUAUGGAUCGUGCCAGCAUCGUCAGUGACAGCUCGCUGGAGUAUAGCCUGAGCAUCGAGGAGAACACGACGCAGCCGUUGUUCACCAGCUCGACGAAGCCGUUCAGCAUCGAUCUGGACGUUAGGUCGAAUCGGUCCAGUAUCGUAUCCCAGGACGAGACUGACGAGACCCUGCACCAAUAAUAGUUUUUUCACGGCACGCCUCGCCUUAUUAAUCCUCCUGUUAAAAUGA
Messenger RNA from Heterotrigona itama, 3249 nucleotides. NCBI's taxonomy places the organism in Eukaryota, Metazoa, Arthropoda, Insecta, Hymenoptera, Apidae. The record is from the annotation of a GenBank genome assembly.